UAUUGUUGCCGCUCUCAGUCGUUCCUGGCGCGCUGCUUGCACUCGCACCCGCACCCGUAGACCCUGAGCUGCGCCGCAAUUCCCUCGUCUCUUAAUCAACAAUGCCUUCCUUGAGGAGCAGGAAGCCGGCUCACUCGUCAUCACCUUCGUACGACAGUACCCAAACUAUCAACGGCAACGGCAACGGCAGCGGCAGCAACUCGACGUUGUCGUCCUCACCCUCUUCAUCAUCAUCAUACGCCAAGAAGGGAUUGCCUACCGUUGGCGUCACACAACAAGACGACAGCGAUGGUUAUGCUCCACUGAGCGACCUCGCUCGGGGUAGCAUCAAUGGCGCAGGGGCAGCAGAGCAUGCCGCUGCUCUCAACGGCCACACGGGGCCUUGGACAGUCAAUGCCGUCAAUGGGCAUGGCGGUGAAGAUGAGGAGGAGUCACAGCCGCCCAGCUUGGGCACUGGUUCCAGCGCUAGCAUCGAAUCGCUCGAGAGCGUACAGUCGAGCUACCAACGCAAGGCUAUGCUACAGCAACAGCAGGCAGCUGGCAUUAAUCCGACAAAGGGCGUAAACAAGGCAAUGACAAUGGCUACAAUGGCUCAAGCUGGUAUCGCAGCCUUGCCUGGCAACGAUCCGAAAGCAGCGUUUGCAGGCGCUACUUCACACGACUCAUCGACCGAUGGCACCCCACUGCUUCAUUCCGAGUACGGCUACUGCCCGAACCAGUCCUAUCGCCAUACCUCGCAGCACCCGCCUGGCGCACCGCUACCGAGUCCAGAGGAGGAAGAGCCAUCAUACUGGGUCGUUUUGACAACGUACAUUUCCUACCUAAUCCUCAUCGUCAUUGGACACAUGCGCGACUUUGUCGGCAAGCGCAUCUUCCCAAAAGCCUACCGUCACUUGGUCGAGGCAAAUGGCUAUGCUGCCCUCAAUUCGGACUUUGACUCCUUCUACACUCGUCGGCUGAAGGCAAGACUCGACGACUGCUUCUCUCGUCCAGUCACCGGAGUAUGCGGUCGCACUGUCCUGUGCCUCGACCGAGUGACCGACGACUUCAAUGCCUCGUUCCGCCUUACGGGCGACAAGACGCGAGCGCUCAACAUCUCGGCAUACAAUUACCUCGGCUUCGCUCAGUCGCACGGAGGAUGCGCGGAUGCCGUCGAGGAGUGCCUGAAGCGCUACAGUGUCUCAUCAUUCGGCUCGAGGCUCGGCGCUGGCUCCCUCGACCUGCAGAAUCAGGCAGAGAAGCUCGUGGCCAAAUUCGUAGGGAUGGAGGACGCCGUCAUCAUCUCGAUGGGCUUCGCGACCAACUCAACGACAAUCCCUGCCAUUGCCAGCCCGGGCACGCUCAUCAUCUCCGACGAGUACAAUCACUCCUCGAUCCGCUUCGGCGCUCGUCUCAGUGGUGCGCACAUCCGACAGUAUCGCCACAACGAUAUGAAGGCGCUUGAGUCUCUGCUGCGCGAAUGCAUCUCGCAGGGGAUGCCGCGAACACAUCGCCCUUGGAAGAAGAUUCUGCUCAUCGUCGAAGGCCUCUACUCCAUGGAGGGUACACUCGUCAACCUGCCCGAGGUUAUGCGCCUCAAGGCAAAGUACAAGUUCUACCUCUACGUCGAUGAAGCCCACUCCAUUGGCGCCAUUGGUCCCAAUGGACGAGGCGUAUGCGACUACUUUGGCAUUGACCCGCGUCGCAUUGACAUCCUGAUGGGCACGUUCACCAAGUCUUUCGGCGCUGCCGGAGGCUACAUCUCAGGCAGCAAGGAGCUCAUCAACCGAAUUCGCCUCACAAAUCACGCCAAUGUGUACGGCGAGACCCUCGCCCCACCGGUCAUGACGCAGAUCAUCUCCAGCAUGGCCUCAAUCAUGGGCGCAGGAAACGAUCCGGCAGAGAAGGCUCUUCUCCCACCUUGGAUCGACCUCCCCGCCCGCCUCAUGGACGGCAGUGAAGGAAGGGAGCGUCUGCGUAGGCUGGCAUUCAAUGCACGCUAUCUCUCUUCGGGAUUGCGCAAGUUGGGUUUCAUCAUCUACGGUCAUCGUGAUUCUCCCAUCAUCCCGCUGCUCAUCUUCCACCCGGCAAAGAUGCCACUCUUCUCCCGCAUGAUGCUCGACCGCUCCAGAAGCAUCGCGCCCAGCCAACGCCCUGCAAGCUUCACGGUCGUUGAGGAGCGAGACGGCGAAGUGGACUCCUCGAAGCUCCCCAAGGGGAUGGACGACCCAGCCGACCUCAACCUGGCAACUCGCCCUGCUCGCCCUCCCAUCGUCGUGGUAGUCGUCGCUUACCCGGCUACGCCGCUCAUCUCGUCGCGCGUGCGUUUCUGUGUGUCGGCGAGCCACACCAAGAAGGACAUGGAUGACGUGCUGAGGGCAUGCGACGAGGUCGGAGGACUGCUCUCGAUGAAGUACGGCAGUGGUGGACCGGGAGGGCAGUGGGAUGUCGAGGAGGUUAUUGAGAGAUGUGAGGACCUGGUCAAGUGGGAUGGUGAGACGCCCAUCUAAGCGAGCUGUUCUCGGUGCAAAGGAGGCAGGCAGAAGACGGCAGCACAGAGAGGCUUGCCCACAACGACGUCGUCGACGAACUCAGUGGCCGGUAGCGGUACGCAGACUGAGGGCCGGCGGUGUCUCGUCGUCGUCAUCCCCCGAUGGACAGAAGUUAUACGCACGCAACGCU
Molecule: messenger RNA, 2661 nt
Organism: Jaminaea rosea
Lineage: Eukaryota; Fungi; Basidiomycota; Exobasidiomycetes; Microstromatales
Product: PLP-dependent transferase
Exons: 1
Coding region: 102-2489 (795 amino acids)
Biological process (GO): ceramide biosynthetic process; sphingosine biosynthetic process
Cellular component (GO): serine palmitoyltransferase complex
Molecular function (GO): pyridoxal phosphate binding; serine C-palmitoyltransferase activity
Source: RefSeq, a predicted model, not a curated record